Gryllus bimaculatus (two-spotted cricket) is the source of this 2999-nucleotide messenger RNA. The record is from the annotation of a GenBank genome assembly. Lineage: Eukaryota; Metazoa; Arthropoda; Insecta; Orthoptera; Gryllidae.
AGUAGCGCCAACAUUAUAAAUGUCAGUUGAAUUGUACUAAUUUGUGUGCGUGCUUGCGGCUACAGUAUUUGCUAUGAAUUUACUGCCUAAAACAAAACAAGAUUUUAGUCGCAAAGAGUACUGGAAUUCUUUUUUCAAGAAACGGGGAGCCAGAGCUUUCGAGUGGUACGGAGAAUAUCCUGAACUCUGUGGCCUUCUACACAAAUAUAUCAAAUCGAAGGAUGUUAUUUUAAUAGUUGGCUGUGGUAAUUCUACUUUAAGUUCAGAUUUGUAUGAUGUUGGAUAUAGGCAAAUAACGAAUAUAGAUAUCAGUCAUGUUGUUAUCAAGCAAAUGCAAGAAAGUCAGGGUAAAGAUAGACCUGAGAUGGUGUACAAACAAAUGGAUGCAUUGGACAUGAAGUUUGAUGAUGGGCAGUUUAGUGCUGUUCUGGACAAAGGAACACUUGAUGCACUGAUGCCUGAUGAUAGUGAUGAAUCUAAAAGUAGAAUUGACAAAUUGUUAAAUGAAGUGGAUCGAGUUCUUCGGAUUGGUGGCCGGUAUGUAUGUGUCUCCUUGUUGCAAGAACACAUCCUAGAAAAGCUCCUUGAGUUUUCAGAAAGAGUAGGAUGGAUGUUUCGUGUAUGCCGAUGUGUAGAAGCAGAACAAAAGACAGAACAGAAUGGAGAUGGUGGUAGUUUUCCUGUGUUUGUAGUUGUAUGCACCAAGUUCAAGAAGCUUCCAAAUUCCUCUCAGGUAUUGGAAAUGUGUUUAACUGGAGAAAAUAUGCAGAGAGUGAAAUCAUCUCAAGACUUGAUGGAUGCUGUUAAAUCUCUUCAAGAAUCUAUUAUGAUUGUUGGUCGAUUAAGGCAGGGUACAGUUGCUGGACAUGGUGAAAUUUCUCUUGACCUCCAUCGACCAGAAGAAGAUACACCACGUUACACAAUCCAUGUGCUUGACCAGCCUUUUGCAAAAGAGUCUAGUAGGCGCUUUGCUGCCUUUAUUGUACCUCAAGGAAGAGAAACAGAGUGGGUAUUUGCUACCCCUGAGGGAAGAAAUACAUUGCUCAAGUCUGCUGGGUUUGAUCGGUUGGCCAUUGUAUCACUACAUCGAGACCAUAAAUAUCCAGAUCUUUUUGCAGUAGAAGAUGAACUGGGUGAUAGUAUUUUGCAGCUUGCACCUCGUGGCAUAGCUAAAAACACUGAAAUUCCAUUCCUAUCCGUUGGUUCUGAUGUUGGAAAGAGAGAAGUUUGUUUUCGAGGACACAGUGAGCUCUCUGGUGAUUUUGUUAUUGAAGAAGUGGAAGGUGAUGGAGGUCACCUGUUUCGCAGACUUAUUUUCCUCAACAAUCAAGGGAUUGUGCAGUCAGAAGCACGUUUAAAAAUAUUGAAAUCUCGGAAAGGAAAACCUAGAAAAGUUGUAGAAGUUGGAUAUCUAGCAAGUGAAUAUCUCACCUUUAUGGUAGUUGGUGUGUCUCUGGGCAUGACGAAGACCACUGGGGAAUGCCAAGUGCUGAUAAUUGGCUUAGGAGGAGGAGGAUUAUGUAGUUUUCUUCAGCAUUGUUUUCAGAAGAUAAAGAUUACUGCAGUUGAUAUUGAUCCUGCAAUGCUUGAAGUAGCUGCUAAUUACUUUGAUCUCCAUCAAGACGAACGUUUGGCAGUGUACAUAAGAGAUGGUGUUCAAUUCAUGCAACAGGCAGCUGAAAAAGGAACAAAAUACAAUGUGGUCCUGUUUGAUGUAGACAGCAAAAACCCCAGUUUGGGUAUGAGUUGUCCUCCCGAACAGUUUUUGGAAUCCACUGUUCUUCAUGCUGUGAAGACCUGUAUUGGUGAUGAUGGCUUUUUUGUUUUAAAUCUCGUAUGCCGCAACACAGACCUACGUCAACAUGUGCUGGGUGUUUUGAAAAAGGCUUUUGUAUCAGUGAGUGCUUUUAAACUGGAACAGGAAGUGAGUGAAAUAAUAUUCUGUUCUGGACAUGAAGGGCUAGGUGAUGCUGAAUGGAGAACCUCUAUUUCUGAAGCUGCAAAACUAGUGAACUCUCUUGCCAGAAAGAAGAAUCUCCAGGUUGAUAACAUGGUUGAUGUUACUAACCUUGUAGAAUCUCUUCGUAUUUUGUGAUCCUACAAUGUCAUUGAAUACUGCUGUGUCUUUAAUCUCUGUCAAUUUUCUCGUGAUAAACACAUAUACACCAGGUCUGAAAUGAAGCAGCAUCUGUGCCCACAAACAGUGAUUCUCAAACAUCUCUUUUGCAAGGCACAUAAUGUUACAUUAAUGAGAAUAUAUUGCACUUUGUGCCUUGUUCAGAACUAUCUUUGUCUGAGCUCUAAUUAAUCUCAUGGGAUUAUUUCUAAUACCCCAUUUGCCUGUUUGUGAAGCACUGCCUAAAUACAGUAUUUUGUACAAGAAGCAAAUAAUUACAAAAAUAGUCAAUAGUUGUCUUGGUACAUUGUUUCUGUUUGAGUAGCUGUAAAAAUUUGUGUGUUUGCACAAUUUUACUAUGACAUAUGAAGCAACAGGAUAGUAUAUUUUGUAAAUGUGAAUGAGCGAAGAAUCUCUCAUAGUUCCUGUGUUUUUGUUUUAAAUUUUUUCUUUUUUCCAUUUAUAAAUAUAAUUUUUGCUCCUUUAAGAACAAGGGAAGAAUACCUUAGUUAAUAUAAUUAAAUUUGGUUUUCUUUUCCACUGUAAAGUGUGUGACGGUGGAAUUGAUCAGUGUGAAGGAAGUUCUCAGCAUAUUGGAUAUGUAUGAAUGUAAUAUAUUUUAGAAUAUAAAAAUAAAAGGGUCAAUAGUAAAAAUUACUCAAUGGUGCAAAUACAGUAUUAUCUGUUUACGAAUACCAAAUAUUAUGGUUCUAGAGUAUAUAUUUCAAAGAAUUUUGUAUACAGUUACGUUUAUUGUUGAUCUCAAAUGUUUUGUGAUUGUAAUAUUUCAACACCUCAUUUCUAUAUAAUGUAUUUAGAUCACCAAGUGAACAUUGGAUUGAAAAAUAUUAAAUGAAGUGUGUAUUGUUACACAAUUUGCAGA